AUGAAUUCGUGGACUCGUCUGACAACAUUCUCGUUGUCAUAUCCCCGACAAAGACCAUUAUUCUACUUCCUCGGUCUCAGCUUCAUUUUAAUUGGACUCUAUUAUCAUUUCAUAGCACCAACUUCGGUGGUCGCUCUAGACGAAGUAUUCGAUACCGCAGCACCUCAACUACCAGACAAGGUAUGGGACGAGAGGGCUUCCCAGGUCAGAAAAGCUUUCGAACAUGCGUAUCACGGCUAUGAACGGUAUGCCAUGCCCCACGACGAGCUCAAGCCGCUUCUCGACAGGCCAAUAGACAACUUCAAUGGCUGGGGCGUGACAUUAGUGGAUUCCCUCGAUACGAUGUUUCUUAUGGGCCUGAACGACGAGUUCACGCGUGCAUUGGCAGUCGUUGAGAGGGCGGACUUUGCAUUACCCAAGAAUCAAUUCGCACCCUUUUUUGAAACCGUGAUUCGUUACCUCGGGGGUUUGCUCUCUGCUUACGCCCUGUCCAAUAACACUGUGCUCCUGCAACGGGCAGAUGAGCUCGCUAUGAAGCUCGAUAGUGUCUUCAACACGACGAGUGGCUUCCCCUUCUUUGCUGUAAACACCGUGACUGGAUUCACCCGCGGCCCGCAACUGGGUAUACUCGCAGAGAUCGCGAGUCUGCAGAUGGAGUACACGUACCUUGCGAAAGCAACCGGAAAAAUCCAGCAUGCGCGACGAGCAGGCAAGAUCAUUAAAGCGUUGUCAAAGGCCAAUCUAGACAUGACCGGAGGCAUGUUCCCCGUUAGAUGGAACAUUUCAUCGUCUGAACCGUAUGGGAGUCAUAUGUCCGUCGGCGCACAAGCUGACAGCGCUCAUGAGUAUCUGCUCAAGCAAUAUUUGUUGAGCGGCAGAACAGACAAAGUUAACCUGGAAAUGUACCUUCGCACCACGACGUACAUAAUAACACAACUCAUGCUCAUAUCACCCAACCGUCACCUCGUGUAUGUCACCGACCGCGACGACUCCAAGAGUGGCAAGCCCGGAUUACCCUCUCAAGUCCUCGAGCACCUAUCUUGCUUCCUCCCCGGCCUGUUGGCGCUCGGCGUCCACACCCUUCCCCUAGACGACCUCGAAUCUCUCGGAAUCGACUUCACCUCCCUGCACAGCGGCCGCCUUUCCGAAGACGGCCUGAAAGCUAUCUCAGGCUACAGCUUGAAGGAUCUGCACCUCUGGGCCGCGCAAAGCCUUGCGGAGACCUGCUGGCUGACGUACGCGGACCAACCAACGGGCCUGGGCCCGGAGGAGGUCGUGUUCACGUCGUCAUGGCAGGCGAAGAAGGAUACGCUGUGGAUCGAUGCGAUGAACCGGUGGAAGAAGAGUGGGAGUGGGGCGCGUGGCGCACCCCCAGGUCUGGGUAAGAAGGCGCCCAUUGUGUACACCGAAGAGGAACGCCUGCGAGGCGGCGGGAAAGGGCGAGAUUACGCCGUCAAGAAGCCUGGAUAUCUCCUGCGACCCGAGACGAUCGAGUCUUUGUAUCUCCUGUGGAGAGUGACUGGCGACCAUCGAUGGAGGGAACGGGGCUGGCGUAUAUUUGAAGCUAUCGAACGGGAGACGAAGACGAAGAGCGGGUAUGCCUCUCUUCGAACAGUGGCAAUCAAACCUAGUUAUCAAGACGACUCGAUGCCUAGUUACUUCCUAGCAGAAACGUUGAAGUAUCUGUACCUCCUGUGCCGGAACGAUGACCCUAUACCCCUAGAUAAAUGGGUAUUCAAUACGGAGGCGCAUCCGCUACCGGUCUUCGAGUGGUCGGCAGAAGAGCGCCACGAACUCGCUAUCUACUUCUGA
Messenger RNA from Pleurotus ostreatus (oyster mushroom), 1812 nucleotides. RefSeq lists its product as uncharacterized. The record is from RefSeq and is a predicted model, not a curated record. Bases 1 to 1812 code for a protein of 603 amino acids. The transcript has 10 exons. Gene Ontology annotation, cellular component: Golgi membrane; endoplasmic reticulum. Gene Ontology annotation, molecular function: mannosyl-oligosaccharide 1,2-alpha-mannosidase activity; calcium ion binding. NCBI's taxonomy places the organism in Eukaryota, Fungi, Basidiomycota, Agaricomycetes, Agaricales, Pleurotaceae. Gene Ontology annotation, biological process: carbohydrate metabolic process; N-glycan processing.